AUGCUUCGAAUUCAACUAAAGAAGCAGACUUCUGAUGUCGGGGCGGCAAUAAAGUCUCUUCCGGUUGAGACCGUCACCGUUGCUUGCCCUGACCACCUUGUCCUUGCUGAUCUUCCCGUAGCCAAGGGCAUUGGAGCAGCCACCGCCGCUACUGUGGUGAAGAAUGCCGGCCGGAGGUCCCGUCGCCAGCUCGGAGAGCGAGUGCACUUCUGCGUCCGAUGUGAUUUUCCAAUCGCUAUCUAUGGUCGCCUGAGCCCUUGCGAGCAUGCAUUCUGUCUUGACUGUGCUAGGAGUGAUUCAAUCUGCUACCUAUGUGACGAGCGCAUUCAGAAGAUUCAAACAAUCAAAAUCAUGGAGGGCAUCUUUAUCUGUGCAGCUCCUCAUUGUCUCAAGUCUUUCCUGAAACGAACCGACUUCGAGUCUCACAUUCACAAGAGUCACACAGACCUUCUACAGCCAACUGCAGAGAAUGACAUUGACAACGAAUCAGAGGUCCAGAGUGCUAAACAACCUGCACCAACCGAGUCGACUGCUCGAGCUCCCCCAAGGACCGGUUCGAAUUCUCAGCUUCUUGAUACUGAAGAGAAAGCUCGUAGCAGUAGGCAGCAACCUAGAGAACAACAACACCAACCACUUCAAAGGCCUAUGAUGCCCAAGCCACCACCAUUUUAUGGACAAGGCCCUAAUUACCUGUCUGCAGAUCCACAGAGCGACAGCUCUCGUCCUCCAGGUUUCGACCGACCAAAUUUUCUAGUUCCGAUGAUGCCUCCUCCCCAAUUCGGCCUCUCUCCAUUUCAACCACCUGAUGGAGGUCAGCCCUUCUACGGUGGGCCCUUCGAGAUGGGGCAGAUGGCUGGUAGGCCCGAUUCAGGAGCAGAAGCUGGAGCGGAACAAGGUUCGUUGUUGGGGUUCCCACCGGGUGGUAUGAGCUUCAUGGGGAAUUAUCCCCCGCCUCCUUGGAAUAUGGGUCCGACGCCAGCUGGAAGUCAAGGAAUGUCGGAGGGUUUUUUGAAUCCGUCGGAGUCUCAGGGGAACGUAAAUGUUGGAUUCUUUCAGGGGGACUAUGGAAGACAUAUUCCAGGGGUCCCGCCACCGGUUCCUUCUCCUCAAUCGGCUGGCAUUAAGGGGAUGGAAGGUGGUGGUGGGAUGGAUUAUGGGAGGGAUGGGAAGGGGAUACUGUCCGCGGCGCCACAGCAACAAGCGUAUCUUCACCCGCCUCCGCCGCCCCCAUUGCCUCACCCUUCGCAGAACAAACGAGGGAAGUACUAUUCAGGUGAUGGUGGUCAUGAUGGACAAGGUUUUGGAUGGCAGUCAGAGAAUCGUGAUGGAUUUGGCAGUGGCCAAGAGUAG
Messenger RNA from Linum trigynum, 1350 nucleotides. The record is from the annotation of a GenBank genome assembly. NCBI's taxonomy places the organism in Eukaryota, Viridiplantae, Streptophyta, Magnoliopsida, Malpighiales, Linaceae.